Messenger RNA from Oryctolagus cuniculus (rabbit), 1799 nucleotides. RefSeq names its product olfactory receptor 5P80-like. Gene Ontology annotation, molecular function: G protein-coupled receptor activity; olfactory receptor activity. Lineage: Eukaryota; Metazoa; Chordata; Mammalia; Lagomorpha; Leporidae. The record is from RefSeq and is a predicted model, not a curated record. Gene Ontology annotation, biological process: G protein-coupled receptor signaling pathway. Gene Ontology annotation, cellular component: membrane.
CUGAUUUUGUGCCAUAUACUUUGCUUUACAAGUUUAUAUAUUCAUUCAGCCUGGAGUCCAUACCUAUUUAACAAUGUUCUUAUCUCUGUACCAUACAAAGAUAAGGAAGCUAGGAUCUUAAGUUCAACACCUUAAUUCAUGAUGUUUAUAAUAGUGUUAUUGCUCAGUUAAUUCACAUAUAGCAUUAUUGAAGCUUGGCUGUUAAUAAUUAAAGUGUAACAAUGUGGCUAGCUGAGCACAGGGAUGUCAAUAACUGGUGUGUGUGUGUAUGUGUGUAUGUUCAGUGUAUUUGACACCGCAUUCUUGAAGGGAAAAAAAACUGUCUCACAUUUUAGAUUUUCUCUAUUCCUUAAAAUGUACCUCACCUGACAACAUGUUUCAAACAUGAGUUGACUGUAUCAAAUUUUAAAAAGUGGUUUCUGUAAUAUUUCUGCCUAUCUAUCAUAGAACAUCUAUAUUAUACAGUUCUUACAUGAGGUAUUAUAUGAAAGUAUUUCUCCUCAAAUUUGCAAAUGAGUGCCUUAUGUUUUGUGAUUUUUAUUGCCUUGCUAGUAUGCAAGUAAUACUGUUUUAUUGAAUUUUAACACCACUUGUUUUGCUUUCAGUGAACCUCAUUCUCAAUGGAGAUGGGGACUGGAAACUACACAACAAUGACAGAGUUCAUUCUAUUGGGGUUAACAGAAGAUACCACAGCUUGUGCAAUUUUAUUUAUUGUGUUUCUUGGGAUCUAUGUGGUCACCUUACUGGGCAAUGUCAGCAUAAUUAUGUUAAUCAGAAGCAGCCCUCAGCUUCAUACUCCAAUGUACCUUUUCCUCAGCCAUUUGGCCUUUGUAGACAUUGGGUACUCUUCAUCAGUCACACCAGUCAUGCUUAUGGGUUUCCUCAGGAAAGGAACUUUAAUCCCUAUUGCUGGUUGUGUAGCCCAACUCUGUUCUGUGGUGACAUUUGGGACAGCUGAGUGCUUCUUGCUAGCUGCCAUGGCCUAUGAUCGCUAUGUAGCCAUCUGCUCACCCCUUCUCUACAACACCCACAUGUCCCCCAGAAUCUGCAUUUUCUUAGUGGGCAUGUCCUACUUAGGUGGGUGUGGGAAUGCUUGGACAUUCACUGGCUGUCUGUUAAGUCUGUCCUUCUGCGGGCCAAAUAAAGUCAAUCACUUUUUCUGCGACUAUUCACCACUUUUAAAGCUUUCUUGUUCUCACGAUUUUAUUUCUGAAAUAGUUCCAGCCACCUCAUCGGGCUCCAUCAUUGUGAUCACAGUGUUUAUCAUUGCUCUCUCUUAUGUCUACAUCCUUUUUUCAAUCCUGAAGAUGCGCUCUACAGAGGGACGGCACAAGGCCUUCUCCACCUGCACCUCCCACCUCACUGCAGUCACUCUGUUCUAUGGGACCAUUACAUUCAUUUAUGUGAUGCCCAAAUCCAGCUACUCAACUGACCAGAACAAAGUGGUAUCUGUGUUCUACACAGUGGUGAUCCCCAUGCUGAACCCCCUCAUCUACAGUCUCAGGAACAAGGAGGUUAAAGAGGCUGUGAGGAAACUGAUGGCUAGGACCCACUGGAGAUCAUAAGAAACCUGACUUUCAUAAUAAAUAUAUAUAAUAAUGACCCCUAAUGAAGGUUCAAGGAUAAUGUACUAAGUAAAUUUCAAUUUGUAUUCACAGUAUCCUAGACUCAUAAAUGUCAAUGUCUUGUUAUCAAAAUUUUCAGUGUAAAAACGAGGAUUCACUAAGAUAGGAACAUGCUGCAAAAAAUAAACCCACAAUAUAGUUAUUCUUGCAUAUAUAAGCACAAGUCUUUUCACA